GAAUCAGAGGUUAAAGUGGAGCAAGAAGUUCACAGUCAGAUGGACCACGAGGUGCAGACGGAGCCCGGCCUGGAGGUUGAGGAAAAGCAUCUUGCCAUGGAAAAACCAGAUGAGCCAGAAGAGCCAGUCAUGGACCUGGAGCCACUGUCUCAGGACGUCCCAAGUGAAGAGGACACAAGUGAUGAUGAGAUGUCUAAACUGGAGCAAGGUUUGAGGGCAGAGUUUCUGGGUCAGGAUGCUGUUAAUGAUCUGGAGCCACUGUCACAAGAAGAUGGGGAAGACUACCUCACUGCCCAAGAAGAGCCAGUCAUGGAACUAGAGCCUGAGAUGAUGGAUGAUCCAUUUGUUAGUGAACCAGUCGUUCCAGAGGAGCCGGUGGAAGUAAUGAUGAGGGACGAGAACCAAGAGGACCAAGAGGUCAACUUCCUGGUUCCCCCAUCAGGACCACAUGGCCAAGCCACAAAGCGGCAGUCUUGCCUUGGCAUAGAGUAUAAGGGGAAGUGUUACCGGUUUUUCCGUGGACCAAGCAGGGCCGCAGAAGCCGAGUUUUUCUGCCAGGACAACUUCCCUAAUGGCCACUUGGCCGCCAUCACAAGUGAGAACAUCCACAGGCAGGUGAUGCAGAUGAUGUCUCGGGAAAUUGGAGGAUAUACACGAACAUGGGUUGGGGGACUUCGCUACCUGGACACCGGCCGCUUUAUCUGGUUGGAUGGAUCUCGCUGGACCUAUGCUGAUUGGCUGUCAGGGGAGCCCAAUGACACUGCAGGUGUGGAGGACUGCGUGGAGCUCCUGGCAUACGGAAAUGGGAAGUUCAACGACAUGCCGUGCUGGGACCUCCGAGCAUUUGUCUGUUCCUAUCCUUUGUAGAGAAUAUAUGAAUCCCAAACUGCUUCUUUGUCUGAUUUUAUGUUAUUUUUGUUGCCUUGAAGUUAGCAGUGAGAUUUUGGAAGACAAAAGUAAAUACAUGAAGAUUUCAAAACUGAUCCUUCAAAUGGAUUGAAUGCAAUGCAGUCAAAAUAUUAAAGGAAAAUCAGCAGUCCUGAGCAUAUUGCACUAUAACCCCUUUCGUGCUUUAAAAUGUGCUUUACAAUAAAGCAGAGGAGCAGUGUUUCGCAAGUUUUGAUAACGUACUGUAUUCUGUAAAUAAAGAAAACUAUUGUUUGAUAU
Myripristis murdjan (pinecone soldierfish) is the source of this 1167-nucleotide messenger RNA. Its product is annotated as macrophage mannose receptor 1. NCBI's taxonomy places the organism in Eukaryota, Metazoa, Chordata, Actinopteri, Holocentriformes, Holocentridae. The record is from RefSeq and is a predicted model, not a curated record. The transcript is spliced from 5 exons. Bases 40 to 867 code for a protein of 275 amino acids.